Messenger RNA from Equus caballus (horse), 4741 nucleotides. It is a transcript of the gene PFAS, whose product is annotated as phosphoribosylformylglycinamidine synthase. Gene Ontology annotation, biological process: 'de novo' IMP biosynthetic process. Gene Ontology annotation, molecular function: phosphoribosylformylglycinamidine synthase activity. NCBI's taxonomy places the organism in Eukaryota, Metazoa, Chordata, Mammalia, Perissodactyla, Equidae. The record is from RefSeq and is a predicted model, not a curated record.
ACCAGGCCGAACUGCGACCACUUGGGGCCCUCGUGUCUGCGUCCAUUCGUGCUAUCUCGCGCGAGUUCCACAGACGCCCGGCGGGGUGACCCCACGUAAACUCAGCCCCUCUUUCCCAGUUCAUUCAUUUAACCAACCAGAAAAUCUCUCGAUCUCCUAGUUUAUGUCAUGCUAGUCAUUGGCAAUACAGUCCUGAUGUAGACAACCGUGUCCCCGCGCUCUUGGAGCUUCUGUUUCACUGGGAAUGAUAGACGAAAACCAAAUGUGAUAAUUCCUGUGAAGGAAUUAUGGUAUGGAGGACACCUGUGAGGGUCUAACUUUGGAAAGGGUGAUCAGCACGGAGUGGGAAGCGCUGAGAAAGGGAGGAAUCAAGACUGAUCUGGCAGGAGCAGCAUUUAUGGAAAUGAGGCCUGGCCUGAAAGGGUGACAGAGGCUGGAACCCGGCUCAUCUCUCCAGCAAGGGACACUUGCAGAGAUGUCCUCAGUCCUUCACUUCUAUGUCCGUCCCUCUGGCCAUGAGGGGGCAGCCUCUGGACACACUCGAAGGAAGCUGCAGGGGAAACUACCAGAGCUGCAGAGCAUCACGACUGAGCUGUGCUACAACGUGAACUGGACAGCGGAGUCCCUCCCAAGCGCUGAGGAGAUGAAGAAGCUGAUGUGGUUAUUUGGCUGCCCCUUGUUAUUGGAUGAUGUUGCUCAGGAGUCCUGGCUCCUUCCUGGCUCCAGUGACCUGCUUCUGGAGGUUGGGCCCAGGCUGAACUUCUCCACCCCAACGUCUACCAACAUCGUGUCAGUGUGCUGGGCCGCUGGGCUGGGGGCUGUGGAUCGUGUGGAGACUACCCGGCGCUACCUGCUCUCGUUUGCCCACCCCCCUUCAGCUGAGAUGGAGGCCAUUGCUGUGGCUACCCUGCAUGACAGGAUGAUGGAGCAGCACUUCCCCCAUCCUAUCCAGAGCUUCUCCCUUGGGAGCAUCCCAGUACCACUCAACGGCCCUAUCAACAUACUGACCGAGGGCCGGCCUGCCCUGGAGAAAGCCAACCAGGAACUAGGUCUGGCUCUAGACUCCUGGGACCUAGAUUUCUAUACCAAGCGCUUCCAGGAGCUACAGCGGAACCCCAGCAUCGUAGAGGCCUUCGACUUGGCUCAGUCCAACAGCGAGCAUAGCCGACACUGGUUCUUCAAGGGCCGACUCCACGUGGAUGGGCAGGAACUGGCACACUCACUGUUUGAGUCCAUCAUGAGCACCCAGGCCUCUUCAAACCCCAACAACAUCCUCAAGUUCUGUGACAAUAGCAGUGCAAUCCAGGGGGAGGAGGUCCAAUUCCUACGGCCUGAGGACCCCACACAGCCAAGCCGCUUCCAGCAACAGCAGGGGCUGAGACACGUGGUCUUCACAGCAGAGACACACAACUUCCCCACAGGAGUAGCCCCCUUCAGCGGUGCAACCACAGGCACAGGGGGCCGUAUCCGAGAUGUCCAGUGCACAGGCCGCGGGGCCCACGUGGUAGCUGGCACUGCUGGCUAUUGCUUUGGAAACCUGCACAUCCCAGGUUACACUCUGCCCUGGGAGGAUCCGAGCUUCCAGUAUCCUGGGAACUUUGCCCAGCCUCUGGAGGUUGCCAUUGAGGCCAGUAAUGGAGCUUCUGACUACGGCAACAAGUUUGGGGAACCAGUGCUGGCCGGCUUCGCCCGCUCCUUGGGCCUCCAGCUCCCAGACGGCCAGCGGCGUGAGUGGAUCAAGCCCAUCAUGUUUAGUGGGGGCAUUGGGUCCAUGGAAGCUGAGCAUGUGAGCAAGGAGCCCCCAGAGCCAGGCAUGGAUGUUGCAAAGGUUGGGGGUCCUGUCUACAGGAUUGGAGUUGGAGGUGGAGCUGCUUCGUCUGUGCAGGUGCAGGGAGACAACGCCAGUGACCUGGACUUUGGGGCUGUGCAACGGGGAGACCCAGAGAUGGAACAGAAGAUGAACCGUGUGAUCCGGGCUUGUGUGGAGGCCCCCAUGGGAAACCCCAUCUGCAGCCUCCAUGACCAGGGUGCUGGUGGCAAUGGCAACGUCCUGAAGGAGCUGAGUGACCCCGCGGGAGCCGUCAUUUACACCAGCCGCUUCCAGCUCGGGGAUCCGACCCUGAACGCCCUGGAAAUCUGGGGGGCUGAGUACCAGGAGUCGAAUGCACUUUUGCUGAGGCCCCCCCACCGGGACUUCCUCAGUCGUGUCAGCACCCGGGAACGCUGCCCAGCUUGCUUUGUGGGCACCAUCACUGGAGACAGGAGAAUAGUGCUGGUGGAUGAUCGGCAGUGUCCUGUGGAGAGAGAUGGCCAGGGGGAUGCCCCUCCAACCCCACCAACCCCUGUGGACCUGGAGCUGGAUUGGGUGCUGGGCAAGAUGCCUCGGAAGGAGUUCUUCCUCCAGAGGAAUCUCCCGGUGCUGCAGCCUCUGGCCUUGCCCCCGGGGCUGAGCGUGCGCCAGGCUCUGGAGCGGGUCCUGAGGCUGCCUGCCGUGGCCAGCAAGCGCUACCUCACCAACAAGGUGGACCGCUCUGUGGGUGGCCUGGUGGCGCAGCAGCAGUGUGUUGGGCCCCUGCAUACCCCUCUGGCAGACGUGGCGGUCGUGGCACUGAGUCACCAGGAGCUCAUAGGGGCCGCCACAGCCCUGGGAGAGCAGCCAGUUAAGAGCCUAUUGGACCCCAAGGUCGCUGCCCGGCUGGCCGUGGCCGAAGCCCUCACCAACCUGGUGUUCGCUCUGGUCACUGACCUCCGGGAUGUGAAGUGCAGUGGGAACUGGAUGUGGGCAGCCAAGCUCCCAGGAGAGGGUGCAGCUCUGGCUGACGCCUGUGAGGCCAUGGUGGCAGUGAUGGUGGCCCUGGGUGUGGCAGUUGAUGGUGGCAAGGACUCUCUCAGCAUGGCUGCCCGGGUUGGCUCUGAGACCGUGCGGGCUCCUGGAUCUCUGGUCAUCUCAGCCUAUGCUGUCUGUCCAGACAUUACAGCCACUGUGACCCCAGACCUCAAGUGUCCUGGAGGGAGAGGCCAUCUGCUCUAUGUCCCCCUGAGUCCUGGGCACCACCGGCUGGGGGGUACAGCUCUGGCCCAGUGCUUCUCCCAGAUUGGUGAGCAGCCUCCCGAUCUGGACCUUCCGGAGAACUUGGUGCGUGCCUUCAGCAUCACCCAGGGGCUGCUAAAAGAUCGCCUCCUCUGCUCAGGCCAUGAUGUCAGCGACGGGGGUCUCAUCACCUGCCUGCUAGAGAUGGCCUUUGCUGGGAAUUGUGGGAUAGAGGCAGAUGUACCUGCCCCUGGGGUCAAUGCGCUGCCUGUGCUGUUUGCCGAGGAGCCAGGCCUGGUGCUGGAGGUGCAGGAGCCAGACGUGGCUCAAGUGCUGAAGCGUUACCAGGAUGCAGGCCUCCACUGCCUGGAGCUGGGCCACACGGGCGAUGCCGGGCCCCACGCCGUGGUCCGGGUGUCAGUGAAUGGGGCUGUGGUUCUGGAGGAGCCUGUUGGGCAGCUGCGAGCCCUCUGGGAAGAGACGAGUUUCCAGCUGGACCGGCUGCAGGCAGAGCCGAGCUGUGUGGCCGAGGAAGAACAGGGGCUGAGGGAGCGGACAGGGCCCAGCUACUGCCUGCCCCCCACCUUUCCCAAAGCUUCCGUGCCCCGCGAGCCUGGAGGUCCCACCCCCCGAGUCGCCAUCAUGCGAGAGGAGGGCAGUAACGGAGACCGGGAGAUGGCUGAUGCCUUCCACUUGGCUGGGUUUGAGGUGUGGGAUGUGACCAUGCAGGACCUCUGUUCUGGGGCAAUCGGGCUGGACACAUUCCGCGGCAUAGCCUUCGUGGGUGGCUUCAGCUUCGCAGAUGUCCUGGGCUCUGCCAAAGGGUGGGCGGCUGCGGUGACCUUUCAUCCACAGGCCGGGGCUGAGCUGAGGCGCUUCCGGAAGCGGCCAGACACCUUUAGCCUGGGCGUGUGUAACGGCUGUCAGCUGCUGGCUCUGCUGGGCUGGGUGGGAGGCAAUCCCAAUGAGGAGGCAGGGGAGAUGGGCCUUGACUCCUGGCCAGCCCAGCCCGGCCUCCUGCUGCGCCACAACCUGUCUGGGCGUUAUGAGUCUCGCUGGGCCAGUGUGCGCGUGGGGCCUGGGCCGGCCCUGAUGCUGCGAGGGAUGGAGGGAGCCGUGCUGCCUGUGUGGAGCGCCCAUGGAGAAGGUUACAUGGCAUUUUCUUCUCCGGAACUGCAAGCCCAGAUUGAGGCCAAGGGCUUGGCUCCACUGCACUGGGCAGACGAUGACGGGAACCCCACAGAACAGUACCCUCUGAAUCCCAAUGGGUCCCCAGGGGGCGUGGCUGGCCUCUGCUCCCUUGAUGGCCGCCACCUGGCUCUCAUGCCUCACCCUGAGCGGUCUGUGAGACCUUGGCAAUGGGCAUGGCGACCCCCACCAUUUGACACUCUGACCACCUCCCCCUGGCUCCAGCUCUUCAUCAAUGCCCGAGAGUGGACCCGGGAAGGAGGCUGCUGAGCAGGCCAGGGAGGCUCACCUGGGCCUCAUGCUUUGUCCCCAGUGUGUCUGCUGCCCUCUCCCUCGCCUCAUGUUACUUCCAAAUGUGUCUUGGACAGACAAGAACCAAAAAACCUCAGCUAAUUUUAUUAAUCUGCCCGCUUAUUUUCUAUUUUUUUUAUUGAGGUCAUAUUGGUUUAUAACAUUGUAUAAAGGUCAAGUGUACAUUAUUAUAUUUCAGUUUCUGUAUAAACUGCAUCGUUUUCACCACCA